AUGGGGGAUCCCUCUCAGGACACAGAGGCGGCAGUGAGUAGUGGUGGACGAGUGACCAGAGGGGCUGCUCGUGCACAGGCGGCUGCCAAUAUGGUCUCUCCUCCGGCCUCGACGACACCUCCAAGCAUGCCAGCAAAGAAGACCAUCUUCUAUUCGGAUAAUCUGGGCAGUCGAUCACGAGCAGAAGAAGGAUCGGAGCCUGUGGAUGCAACGGCGCUUGACAAGGCCUUGAAAGGUCUUGAUGAGGCAGGGCGCCAGCGUGAGAGGACACCUGGGAUGAGCCCUUGUCGAAAGCGACAGCGGGUCUAUGGCGAUCGAUUCAUUCCAAACCGUGAUGGACAGGAUUUGCAAGCAACUUACAGUCUGUUGCAUGAGGAUGGUUGUCCGUCGACUCCGUCCAAGUCGAAGCGGCGCGCUCCGCAUUCUGAAUUGCAUUUCCAAAAGAUUGAAGAGGCCAAUCGCACAUUCUCCCGAGUCCUGCGCAGUGAACUUUUCGGCAAUACCGUCCCCCAACCCGAUCUCACCUCUCUUCCAUCGGACCCGUUGCUAGGCUUCAGCGACAAGACUCGCUCUCACACACCUCCAGUUAUCGGUAACCUUCUAACAACUGGCAUGACCCCCUCAACUCCGCACAAAAACCUCUUCAACUAUGGCCCGACCCGCCCAGGAUCUAAGCUGUACAGCACCUCUCCCAUUCGAUAUGAGAGCCAGCGCAUUCUGGAAACCCCGCGAAAGCAGCCCCGAUACAUCAACAAAGUUCCGUUCAAGGUCCUGGAUGCUCCCGAUCUACAGGACGAUUUCUAUCUGAACCUGGUUGAUUGGGGCAGCACCAAUGUGCUGGGUGUCGGGUUGGCCAACUCGGUCUACAUGUGGAACUCUCAGUCGAGCCGAGUGACUAAGCUUUGUGAGUUGAAGGAUGAUACUGUGACCAGCGUGAGCUGGAUCCAGCGAGGUACUCAUCUGGCAAUCGGUACCGGCAAGGGUCUGGUACAGAUCUGGGAUGCAGAACAUUGUCGACGACUGCGGACCAUGGUGGGCCACACCAAUCGUGUCGGCGCUUUGGCCUGGAACGACCACAUUCUUACAUCCGGUUCCCGAGACCGCCUUAUCUACCACCGUGAUGUUCGAUCUCCUGACCAGUACAUUCGGCGGCUAUCUGGCCACAAGCAAGAAGUUUGUGGGUUGAAAUGGAAUACUGAAGACGGUCAACUGGCCUCGGGCGGUAACGAUAACAAACUCAUUGUGUGGGACAAGCUGAACGAAGCUCCUCUCUAUCGCUUCUCUGACCACUGUGCCGCCGUCAAGGCUAUUGCAUGGUCCCCUCACCAACACCAUCUGCUCGCUUCGGGUGGUGGUACUGCGGACCGCACGAUCAAAUUUUGGAAUACCUCCACCGGCUCACUGAUCAAGGAGGUAGACACUGGCAGCCAGGUCUGCAACCUUUCCUGGUCCAAGAAUUCCGAUGAGAUCAUUAGCACCCAUGGCUACAGCCAGAAUCAGAUCGUCAUCUGGAAGUACCCGCGCAUGGAGCAGGUUGUUUCCUUGACUGGUCACACAUUCCGUGUUCUGUACCUCGCCAUGAGCCCCGACGGCCAGACCGUUGUGACUGGUGCCGGCGACGAAACCCUUCGUUUCUGGAAAAUCUAUGACAAGCGGGCUAACCGAGACUCGCGUCGAGAGGGUAGCAAGUUGUCGGAAUGGGGCACCAUCCGUUAA
Penicillium daleae is the source of this 1716-nucleotide messenger RNA. RefSeq names its product WD40 repeat domain-containing protein. Gene Ontology annotation, molecular function: protein binding; ubiquitin ligase activator activity; anaphase-promoting complex binding. The record is from RefSeq and is a predicted model, not a curated record. Bases 1 to 1716 code for a protein of 571 amino acids. NCBI's taxonomy places the organism in Eukaryota, Fungi, Ascomycota, Eurotiomycetes, Eurotiales, Aspergillaceae. Gene Ontology annotation, biological process: positive regulation of anaphase-promoting complex-dependent catabolic process; positive regulation of ubiquitin protein ligase activity; anaphase-promoting complex-dependent catabolic process. The transcript is spliced from 4 exons. Gene Ontology annotation, cellular component: anaphase-promoting complex.